Molecule: messenger RNA, 981 nt
Organism: Didymodactylos carnosus
Lineage: Eukaryota; Metazoa; Rotifera; Eurotatoria; Philodinida; Philodinidae
Source: the annotation of a GenBank genome assembly
AUGUCAGAUAAUAACCUGUCUAACUGUGAGCAAGUAUCAUCAAAUGAAGAUUUUAUUUAUUAUUCUAAAAUAUGUUUUGGACUAUCAUUUCCAGCUGUUGUAAUACAUAUCAUAUUUUGGCUACACAUUUCAUUUUAUCAUCAAUUACGUAAACGUUCAAUGUUAUGGAUUUAUAAUUAUAUGUUAUGUGAUCUUGUCUAUCUUAUGCAAUUUUAUAUUGAAUAUGGUACACGAAUAUCAUCAUUAAUUUGCCAUAUUCAUUCUUUAUUACGUGGAUUUUUAUGUUAUUUAGAAAGUUAUACCGGAAUAUAUUUGAGUUCAAUUGAAUCUUAUCUUUUAGUUGGUUUAAACCUAUGUCGAUAUUUACAUAUUGUUAGAAAUGUUAAUUUAUUUCAUCAUAGUCAACGUAUAUGGAAUCUGUUAAUUAUAUCAAUGUUAUCUUUGUAUAUAAUAGCUUUAUUAAGUUUAAUAUUUCAAAUAAAUAUUUUACAUAUUGGUUAUGUACAUACUACAAGUAGAAUGAUGCCUUGUCACAUUGAUCUGAUAUUGGGGAUUGAUGAAUAUAUAAAUAUAACACUUGUUAUUAUUAUACCGGUUUUAUUAAACGGUCUUUUUACAUUACUUAUUUUUUUACAUGUACGAAAAUCACGAUCAAAUAUUCAACGUUGUCAACAUAAACAGCAAAUUUUAUUAUUAAUUCAAUUAUUUGUAUUGUAUUUUGUAUGGUUAACAUUAUGGUCACCACAUGUAAUUAUCUCGUAUCGAUUACUUGAAUUUGGUGAUAUAAGUCAAUAUACGAAAAUAUGUGCACUAUCAAGAAUAAUUAUAGAUCCAUUGAUAUUUAUUUUGCUAGAUAAACGAUUUUAUAAACAAUGGAAACAAACAGGACAAUGUUUAUUAAGACUACAACAACAACGACGACAUAGAAGAAUACAGCCUCAAAUACAAAUAAUUACUAAUACCACAAAUGUAAAACAAUAG